AAGGGUUAUUCGGAAAAAACGAUUAUCAUGCCAUACAACCCUUUUUUUUUCAUGAAGCAGAGGGUCGAUUUGAAUCCCUCCAUCCGGGAAACCAACACUGAUUCUGGUUCGAAAACAACAGAUCCCGAAAAAGCACCCGGUUUGAUUUCUUCAGAAGCCGCGAAUAAUCCCUCCGAAGAAAUCAACAACCUGCCUCCGGAGAUUUCUUCUCCAUCAAAAUCUGAUCCAUCGAAUUCUGAAACCAUCGGUGAUACCUCGAAACUCCCCCCGACUAAUGCCUCCGACGCCCAGAACGAACUUCUACCGGUGAUGUCCUCACCAUCUAGAUCUAACACAUCGAACCCGGGUGAAGACGCCUCUUCCAAUCCAGACGAAUCGGCGCCUGAUCUCCUAGUGAAUUUCUCUCCAUCUAGAUCGAAGACAACAGAUCCAGAACUAUGCGCCGGUUCUGCUUCACCCAUUUUGGACCCAAGUUCCACGGAAGUCGACAACCAUCUCCCCUCGGAAUCUACAAUACCAGCAAGUGAUGUUCCAUCGACUUCUCGUAUCCCUUCAGAGAGUUCUCCAGAUCUUCUCCCUCCUCGGUUGUUUGCUACAGAUCGGUACCCUGUCAGAGGGCGUAUCAAUUCAUACUCGAGACCAGAGUAUUUGCUAGACCUUGUUGAAGUAUUAGAUGAAAAAAAGAAGAUGCAGACUGCAAAACCUGGUGAGGCUGCUUACUUCAACACUCUAAUAGGUCCCAAUAAAACAUACUCCAUCCGGGAGAUUGUUAGUAUUCUGCAGCGUGAUAAGCGGUUACCCAGUUCCAAAAGAAUGAGUGGUGAACGUAGGCUCCGCCUGGCUCUGAUUGUUAUAGUUGAGGGUAUAUUGGUUUGUAAUUCUUCUGCUGUUAAAGCUUCCAAGAAAGUGGCAGAGAUGUUGAAGGAUGUCGACUCAUUUGUCAAAUACCCAUGGGGGCGCAAGUCAUUUAAAAGGAGUCUUGAGAUGGUCAAACUUGGGCCAUACAACCAAUCUGUCUCCUUUCUUGUGGAUAAACUAUGUCAGUCCCAUACAGCUACUCACGGCUUCACUCUCUCUUUCCAACUGUUGGCCCUACACGCAAUUCCUCUUCUUCAAAGGUAUUUACCUGACUUAAACGAUGAGCAGACGUUUACUGACAGGUCUGUGCUUCAACUCACACAGUUAAAGACCUUUCAUAAUUCCAACAUCUUGCAAACAGAGAAUGAUCCGAAUGUUGAUAUUGAGUGCAUUCUACACACUCAAGAUGAGGAUGAUCUCCAAGACUUCUCAUGGACUGAUGAGGUUGAAGAUUUGGCUGUGGACAACAUAUUCAACAAGUUGAAGGAUGGGCAUGUUUUCAAUAAAUCAGAUUGGCAUGGUGGUGUCUCACAUCUACCAUUAUUAUCUGAUGCAAUGUUAGCAGCGGCUGCUAAAACAAAGAAUGUCUCCAAACCAAUACAGAAGAAGCAGGGAACCAAAAAGGCAUCUAAACCAAAGCCAGACAAAGAGAUCCCUGAAGCCAGCAAUUCCCCAAAGGUUCCUGAUGAUGUUGAUGUAUCCACACGAGAACAGAUCCUUCGUGAGGUUGAACGGAGAAACAAUGAGCACACAUCCCAAAUCAAGGAGAUGUUGAGAAUUGAGAUGGCUCUAUACAAAGACGAGAUUGUGGACCAGGUUAUACGCAAUUUGAGGGAAAAUGGUGUCAAUAAUAGCUCUGUCAAAUUGUCUACCAAUGACACUAUGCCUCGGAAUAAUAAAUGGGAUUGCUCUGAUCAUGGUACAACUUUCACAGACAUUCUGAACAAGGUAUCCAUAGCUUGCAAGGAUCCAUCGGUUGGUGUUCAGCAAAGUCAGUCGCCCAUUGACUGCAGUUCAUCGGAGUCUGGCGAUGAAGACAUAGCUGAGGCAUCUUUGUCCCCAAUUCUGCAACCUGACUUGACCAACAUAAUGCCUAACAAUCCUGCUUCAAAACCACACCUAGCUGAGCAGGAAGAUAUUGACUCUGAUUACAAUCCUCAAAUGAUGGUUGAAAAUGAAGAGCUUCAUGAAAAAGACAUUCCAAACGAGGACAAAUCAGAUCCGGAAGUUGUUAGUAAUUCUGAGUCAGAAGCUGAGGAAUCAAAAGAAACUAACGACAGUAAAGAAGACCACAUUGCCAUGUCCACUGAUUCGGUACCAAUUGAGGAAAAAAACAAAGAUAUGAGUAAUAUACCAUGCAUAACAUCUGUGGACAAGAAGAAUGUUGUCAAUGAAUCUGAAUCAGAGGCCAAUGAAUCUGACUCUGUUGAACGUGGACUUCAAUCAGAUGAUGAAGUCUCUGAGGACAAACAAGACCAAAACAUGGUCUUGUCCACAGAUGAGGUACCAAAUCCACCUGCAAAAAAGAGAAAAGAACCAAUUUUGGACCAAAUCCUUACUCCUCUUCCAACUAAAAGACCAAGGACUAUGCCUAGAAGAUUUGGGCAAUGUAGCUCCUCUAGAAGGAGGGACCCCCUACCUUCUGUACCUGAUCUUGCUGUAUAUAUGCCUUUUCGCGUUGUUAAACCAUCCAUCAAAAAGAAAUUCUUGAACAAGCUUGCCUCUUAUUCCAACAAAGAGUACAUAAUUGAUGGUCACGCCGUUAAGAAGACUUUCUUUGAAGAAAUUUACACACCAAAGCACUGGGUUGAUACCCCUCACAUGGAAGCACUGCUGUCUCUUGUUUGGGGGAAGCUUGGUGAGUCAUUCCUGCAAUCACGGGUGGUUGUUUUGGACACUUGGUUUGCACAAUUGCUUUCCAAUGACUAUCGCCGCUUCACUUCAGCGAAGAAAAAGGCCAACUUCCCAUGGAAUAGUGUUAUAAAGAAUACUGUUCUAGGCAUUGUCCCAAGCCGCUCUUCUAAAUGUGCUUGGUAUUCCGACGUCGAUACUGUUUAUGUGCCCAUGAACUGGGGGAAGCGACACUGGGUUGCCGUUGCUAUCCACCUAAAGACUGGAGUUAUCUCUAUUCUCGAUCCUCUCAUCAUCCACACGAAACCUACCCAUGUCCCACGGCUGAUGAAACCGCUUGUGGAGAUGCUGCCAUACAUCAUUAGGGACCUUGUCCCCCCUUCAGCUUCACAAGAACCCCUCCCCAAGUCAUUUACUAAAGAAAGGAUGGUUGAACUCUACCAGAACGACCGCACAGGUGACUGUGGCCCAGUCAGUGUUAAGUUCAUUGAGCUCCACGCACAAAGAUUGGGUUUGGAUGAAGGGUUUGAGUUCUUAGGCCCCCUAAUGGCUUCGGGGAAAGAGGGAAUGGCUUAUGUUUUUAAUGACCAAGUUCUGAAGGCAGCUUCUCUUCAAACUUUUGUAGACAACCCCGUACUUGUUAAUCGAUGGACAAAGUUUCGCCCUUUCUUUGUUCGUUGUCUUCAAUCCGGCAAUCCAGCUGCAUGCUACAUCGAAAGUCUUCGUCUAGCUACUAGAGAAGGUAUGAUCGAAGACGCCAUCACCUUGCUUUCCAGCAGCGACGCAUUAACUGAAGAAAUGCAGUUUGCAUUAGGGUUGUUUCAAAUAACACGUGGACUUUAUCAAGAGGGCAUUACGACUAUGGAUUCCUUCCAAGAAAGUGUUGGUGAUUACUUCCUAGCUGAAAUGGUAGCUGAAAGAGUUUUCCAACUCAUUCGUGAAAUUGGUCCAUUGCGUAUUACUCGUUUCCCACUAUACGCAUCUACAUGGAGUCAACCAUCCUCAUCCUCCGCCUCCUCUGUUAACUCGCGAGAUCGUCGUAAUGGGAAGUUCGGAAUUCCUCGUCGAUGCACCUGUGGUGGAAAAGUACAGCUCGACCGUGUUUCCCAUGGACCAGAUGUAGGCCGUUUGAUCUACAAAUGCGAACGACAUGAGGAAAACGGUUUGCAUCUUAACAAGUUGUGGUAUAAGGCUAUAGAAGAGGAAAUUCACGACUUAAAUGUGAAGAGGUGUGAACAAAAUGAUCGGUUCUCCUACUUCACUCAAGGUCCGGAUGGCAAUCAGAUAGACCCCCCUAUGAUGUGGUCUCAGGUUAGCUUCCACGACAAAGAAAUCAAUCGUUACAGGGUAUUACUCCAAGAUUGCUCAGAUGGGUUGAAAGACCUUAACUCUCAGAUUCACUCUACCAUCACUCCCACAGCCAACAACUCCAUCAAGCCCGGCAUACUUAUCAGCUAUGACAAGAUUGUAGCAAUCUUUCUACUUCUAACAAUCCUGACCAUUGCAUUAGCUAUUUCUCUUUUUAAGUAGGCCCGACUUGUUGUGGACCAAUACUAUCCUCCUCUCGUCAGGAUGAUCUCUAUCUCUGUUUAACCAUCCUCUUGUUUGUUUCUCCACUUUAUGAUGUAGACAAUGUCUAAAGUAUGUAACCAUCUGAUAUCUAUCACAUGAACUUGUCCUCCUCCUAUCGUAGACAAGUUCUCAACAUUUAGUCUACAUCUUAUUCUCUUCCAGCAAACAAUCUUAUUAAUGUCCACAUGAACUUGUAGACAAAUAUGUUUUUGAUUUGAUGUGUGGAUCUACAACAGACUAUGUCUCUUGCUGUCAACAACCUGUACUCUUAUAUUCAUAGACAACUUGUCAUUUUCCUUGCCACAUACUUAUUAAUGUCCUUCAACUUUAAUAAGAUAUGUCCACAGUU
Messenger RNA from Arabidopsis arenosa, 4630 nucleotides. NCBI's taxonomy places the organism in Eukaryota, Viridiplantae, Streptophyta, Magnoliopsida, Brassicales, Brassicaceae. The record is from the annotation of a GenBank genome assembly.